This is a messenger RNA of Styela clava, 4706 nucleotides long. Its product is annotated as dynein axonemal assembly factor 3-like. Gene Ontology annotation, biological process: axonemal dynein complex assembly; motile cilium assembly. The record is from RefSeq and is a predicted model, not a curated record. Lineage: Eukaryota; Metazoa; Chordata; Ascidiacea; Stolidobranchia; Styelidae.
AGAAUUUAUUUUUUGCAGCUUAGCUAAUGUAGCUUACUCCAGGUCUUUCUAAAUUGUUUUUAACCAUGUUUUAUUAAAUUCCUUUAUUGUUGAGUUGAACCCCACCCAUCGGCACAAUAUGUCAUCUGGAGGAGAAGGUUUUGGAUCUAUUACUUGGUGGGGAUUUACUUCGUCUCUGGACUUGCAAGCAGAGGUUGAUGAAAACAAUCAUGGAAUGGAAAUGUCCAAAGGUGCAAGUAAAAAUGAACAUGAAUCUCUUAACAUCCUCAUUGUCGGGGCAGGAGACUGUCGACAUAUUAUUAAAACUAUUGCACAAAGGAAAAGGCACAAACACAGGAAAAUACAUUUCUAUGUCAUAGAAAACAAUCCUGAACUAUUAGCGAGGCAUCUGCUUCUUAUCACGUUGGCAGUUGAACCUACCCACAAAAUGGGUUUGCAAGAAAAGACUGAACUGUUUGCUGAAAUAUAUGGCAAUACAUUAAUACGCCAGCAAACUUAUCAAUAUGUUCAAGACAAAGCAAAUUUGUUCAUAGAAAUGAUAAGUGACCUGGAUUAUGCUGAUGAGAGAAUGCCGAUUGUGGAUAUGUCACAACUAAAGUUUAGAGAAAGAGACUUCAUUGAAGGAAUAUUUAAAUUUUGGAGAGAACCUGACCCUAGGUACUUCAAUAUCACAACGAUGUGGGAUGCAAGGUUACGACAUUACCUCGGAGUGCGGUACGAUUCAAGAUCAGGGGCCUAUGAUUGGGACCUAAGCAUGAAGUUGCAUGAUUUGGGGGCUAAAGUAAUAUCUAAAAUGGAAUACGUGAGAUGGAGGGAAAAAGGCAUUGCUUUUGAAGCAAGAGAAGGUGUUUACGACCGACCGAACAAAACACUAUCAUCUGGAUUGGUACUAAAAAGAAAUGAUGGGUCAAGAGUACCAACCAGGGGAUAUUGGGGUGAUAUGGUCACAGGACCAUUCAUAACGUUUGGUGUAGAAAGCGAGGAGCAAUCAUUAUUUAAAACUGCAAACGGAGCACAUGUAAAGAAUUCUGAAGAUAUAACGCUACACAAUCUACUCUGUUUGUUCCACGAGCUUCAAAGUGGUGAAAGGUAUCAAAUUCCUGCACAACAAGAAACUGAAGAUGCAAAUAAAAUUAUAGAAAUGGAUGAGGAUCCUAAUGCUAUGGCAACCGAUGUUGCUAUGGAAACAACAGAAACCAACCAUGACUCAUCACAUCACGAUAUUCAUCAUGAAGAUCAUAAACAUGAAUCUCAUGUACACCAUCAACACAAAAAUAAAGAAUUUUAUGCUCCAAUACAAUGUGACGACGUCUGUGUGCACUUUUUAUCACUCAACUGUCUGGCAGAACUUCACAAAAAAUCAAAGUUUCAAAAACUCUUCAAUGUUGUUUUUAUGUCUACAAGUAUGGUGCAACAGUUCACUCCUGUUUUACGACCAAUGUUUGCGGAUGAAUGUGUGCUCAUUAUAGAACUUGCAAAGUUCAUCUUGGACGUUAACAAAGAACAAGUUGCCGGUUUUGCCAAAAGAGUUACAGAAAUGGCUCGCGAUGUCGGGUUUGAACCUAAACAGGUUCCAUCGCCAAAAGAUUCUUUUGCCAAAUUUGCAUUCAGGAACAUAUGAUUUUCAGACAAUUUUUCGAAAAAUAUGUUGCACCAUAUCUUAAGCAACGGCAGGUUUUCGUUUUAAAGUACUUUAUGACUACUGAGAAUAUGCACAAUUGAUGGUCUGAGGAAAACACCAUCUCAGUGAAAAUGACACUUUUUUUAAGAAAUGAGUAUUUUUUGUAUGAGUAGAAGAGUGAGAAUAUUUUUUAAGUUGAAGGGUUGGGAUAUUUUAAUAUACAGUAUCUUUGCAUUCAUCCCGACUUACAUGUUCGUUCUUUUACUUUCGACUUUUGGUAGAACUGCUCUCCUACGAUAAACGUUCAAACUCAAGUGAUACCAAAAUAUGCCGAUAAUAUAUUAAAAAUGCAUAUAUUCUUAUUAUGUUCAAGGAUCCACUAUCUUGAGUAUAGAUCUACAUGAUCUUAUGCAUCUCCAAGAAUGAAUGCUUUUGAUAUAUUCUACAUGGUUUUAAUAUUCCUUGCGGAAAUUCUUGUGAAUUCAACCAGCUUGUCUCCAGCCCCGAAACGAAUAUAGAUAAGUCAUUGUGACAGCAGACUAGUACUUAUUUAAUUCUGAAAUAUCCCAAUCUUCAAGUGAUAUUUAAUAUUGGAACAGGAGAGGUCUACAUCUAACUAUCUCCAUACUCCAGAAUUCAGUUUUAUAUUUAUUUCCAAGCACUCAAUGAAUCUAUUUUGGGGGAAGAUACAUCAAUUUCGAUUUCAAAAUCUUAUAUUUUGUCCAAAAAUAUCACUAUUUUAUUCAAACUAAUUUGUCUCGAGCAUCCAUUCAAGAGAGAUGGUAUUAACCUGUCCCAACAGGGUUUCAUAUAAUUUAGAUUUAAGAUCGGAACUAAUUUUGUAGGUACAUUGUUAGUUCGACUGACACCUGAAUUCCGUUCAAAUUACUCCCAAUUUUUUUAGUUGUUUUGCUUUGUAGACUUUCACAUCACACAAUCAAAGUUUAAUGAUUUUAUAUUUUCGAUUAAUAUUGAUAUUACCAUGAGCGAAAAAGUAAUUCCAAUGCUCAAUUUUUAUCUUCUAGUUUUCAUUCUGCAUAUUCAAAGGAUAGGUGGGGAAAAAAAUAGGGCUCUGUUAUACCUCAUAUAACCAGUAUUGUAAAGUAAUAGCUUUAUUACAUCUCAGCUAAAAUGAGAAUUUGUUGUCUGUGUUUCUGUUCACAAUUGUGAUGGAGUUUCAGUUAAUUCCACGAGGUACCUCCUUAGCUAUCCUGUUUUGCCCCAUCGUAGGUAGGUUUGUAGAAUUUUUAGAUAUUUUUGAAAAAGACUUUUAUGGUUAAUAGACUAAUUUACUGGUAAUUCUUGUUAUAAAUUGUGUUGUCAUCAAUUAUUCUGGCCUUGUUGACCAGAAGGAUAGGCUCGGUGCUUCUAAAAAUGAAAUUUUAAAUUGCUGUCUUAUUAAUACUUCAGAUCUAUUCUGUGGUCUGCUUUAUAACUAUGUAAUAAAUAGGGAAUGCUGGUUUAGACUUGGGACGAAUCAAGCCUUUGCUGUUUUCGUACAAUUGGGUACUUCCUUUCUAUAUAAUCUUUACUUUCUCUUCAUUUUAGUGCAGGUACAAUUAUUGUCUGUAAUAUUUUCACUGUGUGUGCUUCUUUGUUCUUUUGCCAAAUCUAAAAAUGCUGUAGUCUUAAUUUUGAUCUGGGUGAAACAAAUCUAAUUGCAUAAUUUAGGAAGUAAUUGUACUCGAUGGGUAAUAUGGAGUUUAAAUUUACAAUAAUUUGUUACUAGGAAUUGUUUUGAGGAACCAUUAAAAGGAAAGGACUGACUUAUCCAGAACCAUGGGUAUUGUCAGAAAUUUUUCCAUUAGAAAUUUAUUGAACGAAGCUGUUAGUUUCAUAAAUACCAUGUCAUAUAAUAACUUGACCUUGGACCUCCAGUAACACCAAAUUUAUAGUGCCUAUGGCUUUAUUUUUGACAUAUUUUUUCCCUUGUAAAAAAAAAAACAGAAUACAAAAUAACAUAGUCAUAUUUUCCGGAAAAUGUCAAACUCAACAAAGGUGGUUUAAGUUCCCUUUCCGGUUCUGGUUUUGGAAUAAUUGGUCUGAAGUUACUUUUUGACCAAUCAAGUUUGUGAUGAAUUUUUUUGUUUUUCUUGUUUUGGGAAACCAGAAAAUUUUCUUAAUAUUGUUGCAAAUUGGUCCUGGUCCUUAUUAUUAAAAAAAAGUUUAAAAAAAAGUAGCUAUAUAUAUAUAUAUGCGUUUUGUUUUGUGUGUUUAUGCGGUUCCGCCAUGAUUCGUUUUGUUUCAUGUAUGAUGAUUGUAUACUUUUUUGUUUUCCUUUAUGUAUUACUACUUCCCCAGUCUUUUUGUAUAUAUUGUAGCUCAGUUAUUGUUCUCGUAAAACCGUUUGCUGUGAAUGAUUUAUUUGAUUGGUUUUGUAAAAAAAAUUACAGUUAUAAUUAUACCCACUCAGGAGUUGUUCGUUAUUGUGCACAACUCAUAAACAUGCCCAUUUUAGACCCUUGCUGAUUCUUUUCAUAAUAAGUUAUCAAAUUUGGUGUAGAAUUAAAACUCUUAAGAUGGAUUGGUAGUUUAACAUUUUGGAUACAUGGAGAGGGUCACAACAAGAAGUCUGAUUUCUGUUAUGGCAUGUCUUGGCGUGUGUAAGAUUUGACUAGUUCAAUUGUCGACCUUGGUCUUGUAAGUCUGAGAUGAAUUUGAUAUUGCUCUAUUAUUUUUUCUCUCCAUUUCACUGAAUUAACCAUGAUAUAGUAUUUGAAAAGGGGUAAAGUAUGUUAGCUUAAAAUGCAAAUCUGCAUGCGAGUACCUGUAGUUAGAUAUUGCCCAAUGUGGUUCUAAGCGAACGAAUCAUUCAAAUACCAGUAUUUGGCAACUGUGAUAAUUAAAUUUGUACUCGAUAUUUUAUUCUAAUUCUUUGUGUGCUUCAUUUGUAUAUUUUCAGUCUGUUUUCGAUUUUUGCUUUCAAAGCUCUGUGGGUUUGAAUUUCCCUAAUUGUGUCGAUCUAAACUUUAUUUUGAAGCUUGUUUUCCAUGCUUUUUUACCCUGUAUUGUUUCAUUUACUCUACUCAGUUUGACAUGUACGGUAUAAUUAAUUAUUCAAUAAUAAAUAUAUAUUAAAAAAGUC